This is a messenger RNA of Amphimedon queenslandica, 1356 nucleotides long. Its product is annotated as DNA repair protein XRCC4-like. Bases 108 to 1202 code for a protein of 364 amino acids. The transcript has 5 exons. Gene Ontology annotation, molecular function: DNA binding. The record is from RefSeq and is a predicted model, not a curated record. Gene Ontology annotation, cellular component: nucleus; DNA ligase IV complex; DNA-dependent protein kinase-DNA ligase 4 complex. Gene Ontology annotation, biological process: DNA recombination; positive regulation of ligase activity; double-strand break repair via nonhomologous end joining. NCBI's taxonomy places the organism in Eukaryota, Metazoa, Porifera, Demospongiae, Haplosclerida, Niphatidae.
AGGCGUGGAUACUGGGCGGGGCUAAGUUCGCGCGGGCCGCGAACUAAAUCGACUUGUCUCGGUGGUCUCAAUACUCUUUCUUCUGCUAUAUAUUAAAAUUUUUACUUAUGGAAGAUCUUUUCUCACUAGAAGCAGAAGAGGAGGAGACACUCCCUCGACUGGCCACGCCUACUACUGCUCCUCAAGCCACACCUACAAAACACCAAACCUUAGGAUCCACCAUGGAAGAGGAAAAGUACAAGAACGAGCGUCUGGUUAAAAUAGAGACCGAAGGUGACGUACCAUCUCUCUACCUUCUUGUUAACAUCAAUUCGGAACAUGUGUACAUGCAAGCAAGCGAUGCCCACCAGACCUGGGUAGGUGUGGUCACUUAUCGGCAGAUAAGAGAGACCGCUAAGAAAUCGAAAAGCUCCGAGAGAGAAUACAUUGACGAUACAUGUACUGCACUUACGGGCGGCGAGGGCUCCUUUGUCUACACUACAACCCUCUCACCUUCCGACAACAGUUUAGAGUUUGCAUGGAAGAAACACCUAGUCAAGGACAACAUAAAGGUGUUUCUAGGCUCAGUUGUCAUGGAGACUCACUCCGCCCCCGGGAUCCAUUCGAAGAUGCUGGAACAUGCUGUGGGGAUGGUUUCCAACUCGAGAGACAUCAUAGAAGAGUUGAAAGGAGAGAGGGAGAGGCUUACCGAUGAGAGGAGUGGAUUCAUUGAGAGACUGACAGAAACCGUUAACAUGAAGGAUCAAAUUGAAAAAGAUCUUUUUGGUAAAUUCAAGCUGGUACUCAACGAGAAGAAAGCUAAAAUAAGACGAUUAAUGGAGUCACUGGAUUAUUUCAAAAAUAAGAGAGAUAAACCUCAAGCAGAUCCACCCUCACUGUCAGCAGCAGCAGAUACCGACAAUGAAGAGGAGGAGGAGGAGGAGGGGGAAGAGGAGGAGGAGGAGUUAACUAGAGACACACCUCCACCGAAACCUAACCCAAUCAAGUUGGCUCCAACGACUUUACACAACGAUUGGUCAGAGCAGAGUACGUCUCCACCCACAAGAAAGAGAAAGAGAGAAAGAGGAACAAAGGACAAAGACAUAUCCCUGAUGCAGAAACCAACAACUGCUCGUAAGCGCUCAGCAUCUUCGUCAGACAGAGGCCAGAGUAGCGAGAGAGAAACAACUCCAAGCUCACAAGAACUUAUCAAUCUCAUGUGACAAAAAAACUAUACACUUCCCUUUGAACACACAGAAACACAAUUAAGAUAUUGAAUAAAUGACCUUUUUAUGAUAGAGAGAGAUUAUUGUAAUAAAAUUAAUUAUAAUUUGUAAUUUUAUUUCGAUGACAAUACUGCCUUCUUUGCUCCUGAAA